CAGGGGUACGAUGGGGCUGCAGCUAUGUCUGGACAAUUUAAUGGUGUUAGGUCACAUAUUUCUCAAUUGUAUCCGAUGGCAACUUAUGUUCACUGUACAGCACACACCCUUAACUUGGCAGUAUCUAAAUCUUGUACAAUACAACCAAUUAGAAACUGCUUGGGUACGAUUGGAAAAUCACGAGAUUUCUUUGUAUACCCCAAACGAAAAAAUAUACUUUCACAAGCAAUCGAAGACUUUAAUGGAACAAUUAAUGCAAAAACAUUAAAACGCAACUGUGCUACAAGAUGGAUCGAACGUUUUCAUUCAGUUCACGAUUUUAUCGAACUUUUGGAAUGUGUCGUUGAUUCCUUAGACACUAUUAGUAGUUGGGCCGAUGGUGAUACCUCAAGUCAAGCAAAUAAUUUAAAAAAUUCAAUCUUACAAGGAGAGUUUAUCAUAUCACUUUUGGUUUUAUCGAAAAUAUUUGCAGUUGGAUUGCCACUAUCUAAACAAUUCCAAAGCGUUGCCAUUGAUUUAAGAGAAGCUAUGAUAUUAGCUAAUGCGACACUGUCUGAAUUAAAAACAAUUCGAAGUAACAUUGAUGAAUAUUUUCAUGAAAUCUAUACAAAAGCAUCUGUUCUAGCUCAGGAGUUGUGUUUUUCAAUAUCAUUACCUCGAAUUGCACGUAAACAAAAAAACAGAGAUAACUAUUCAGUGAACACGCCUGAAGAAUAUUUUAAAAUAACAAUAUUCAUACCUUAUUUAGAAUUGUUUAUUAACGAAAUUGAAUCGAGAUUUAUUGAACAUCAGAAAACAUUAAAAGGAUUUCAAAACUUAUUUCCAAAAACGUCAGAAAUGACAACACUUGAAAAAGAUGAAUUUAUUAGUUUGAUAGAUUUUUAUAAUGAUGAUUUGGCAGAUAACAAUAAAGAUAUUUUGGUAUCUGAGUUAAAACUUUGGCGACGUAAAAUACUUGCACUAGAUAAACAACCUACAAAUGCUAUGGAUGCUUUAGUUAUCUGCAAUAACAUGUAUCCAAAUAUAUACAAAUUACUACAAAUUUUAGCAACACUACCUGUUUCAACAGCUUCAUCCGAAAGAUCUUUUUCAUCAUUAAAGAGAAUUAAGACGUACCUAAGGAAUACAAUGUCAGAGAAAAGAUUAAAUGGUUUGGCAAUGCUCUCCAUUCAUCGUUCAAUAUCAGUAGAUGCAAAGGAAGUGUUGGACGAAUUAUCUAUUAACAAACGUCGAGUGGAUUUUAUUUUAUGAAUUAUUAUAAUAAACUAAUAUAAAACUAUAAAAACUAUUUAUAAUUAAUACAAAUUUGAAACAAAAUAAAAAUAACGUACGUAAAAAACUAAUAA
Molecule: messenger RNA, 1346 nt
Organism: Metopolophium dirhodum (rose-grain aphid)
Lineage: Eukaryota; Metazoa; Arthropoda; Insecta; Hemiptera; Aphididae
Product: 52 kDa repressor of the inhibitor of the protein kinase-like
Exons: 2
Coding region: 25-1251 (408 amino acids)
Molecular function (GO): protein dimerization activity
Source: RefSeq, a predicted model, not a curated record